Messenger RNA from Monopterus albus (swamp eel), 2303 nucleotides. RefSeq names its product mitoguardin 1 (gene miga1). The transcript has 16 exons. The coding region runs from base 313 to 2091 and encodes 592 amino acids. NCBI's taxonomy places the organism in Eukaryota, Metazoa, Chordata, Actinopteri, Synbranchiformes, Synbranchidae. Gene Ontology annotation, biological process: mitochondrial fusion. The record is from RefSeq and is a predicted model, not a curated record.
ACGAGCUUAUUUGCUAGACAAUUUAAUUCAAACUGGUUGAACAAAUUUAGCUAACACUGCUAGUCGUUAUUAGCCUAGUUAGCAAUUAGCUGCCAGAUAUGAUUUUCUUAACAUGUGCUUAUGUGAUCGGAUCAACCUGACGGCGUGUUUGGUGGCUAGUCAGCGGUUUACCUGACGACUUCUGAAUGAAUGCUGUAACUUUGGUUCAGUUUUUAUUGUAAAAUAGUGAUGGAGAAAAUCACGAACAAAGCAAGCUCCAGCAGAAUGGUACUAUGCAUAAGGGAGUUGCCAAGUCAUGGAUAGAGCGCCACGAUGACACCUGAGACCCUCACAAGCUCUCAGCUGUCUGUCAAGGCGGCUGUCCUCCGCAUGGUUGACCUGCCGCUGUCCGUCUACAGCUCCCUGACACAGGUUAAUGUCAGCACAAGCACCAAGAGGCUGGUGGCUGCCACUGCCCUCGGGGCUGUCUCGCUCCUCUUCCUUGCACACCGCUUGCAACGGAAGAAGGGCAGAAAGAAGGCUCAGUCACCUCAGUGGGAGCAGACUGCCUUUGAAUUCUCUGCAGCCUUAGCAGAAACCGAUAACACCAGUCAAAACAUCACUGUCUCCCUCAACUCUGAGAACGGCUGCUCCUCUGGUCUGCUCCUCACUACAGGAGACCACAGGAAACUGCCCGGGUCCCUGCUGACCUCACUAAGACAGCAGGUAAAAAGCACGAACUCAUCCAGCAGCAGCUACUGCGCAGAUGACUCCACCUGCUGGGACAGGGCAGGGGACGCUGGCAUCUGCAAUGUGGUCAGCUCACCCAUCACCACACCUGAAAACCUGUACCUUAUGGGUAUGGAUUUAUUUGAGGAGGCGCUCCGGCGGUGGGAGCAGGCGCUGACAUUCAGGAGUCGGCAGGCUGACGAUGACGCCAGCUGUGCCUCUGUCCAAACAGGAGCUGGAGAUGCCAUUGCUGAGCAGAGCAAAGAGGACAUCAUCAGCGCCGAGUUCAUCCACAGGCUGAAGUCUCUGCUGCAGAAAGCUUACCGCCUCCAGGAGGAGCUCGAGGGGGUGUCGGGCAUGUCAGAGCUGUCAUCCCACAGCAACAGCCAGGAUAAAACGGCAGACAUUUUGGCCAGUGAGGAGAUGGACGACGCCUGUCUGAGAGACAGCAUCAGCAUCGCCUCCACGGACUCUUUUGUUUCUGCUGCUGAGCUGUCAGAGCACAGAGAGCUGAGAGCCAUCGCUGUGGGUCACCACCCUUUCUACGAGGAGGCACUGCAGAUGGCAGAGGAUGGCAAAAUCUCCUGCAGAGUGCUGCGGACUGAAAUGCUGGAGUGUCUUGGGGACUUAGAUUUCUUGGCCAAGCUGCACUGUGUGCGGCAAGCAUGUCAGCUCAUUUUGUGCGAGAGGACGACCAGGAUGUUUCUGGCUGACACUGGAAAGAAAAUACUGUCUUCCAUUAUAGUUAAAGCACAAAAGAGCCCAGAGAGAUUCGAGGAAGUCUUUGAAGAGAUGAUUUUUUUCUUGGAGCACACAGAUCACUGGGAAAACACAGAGGUGGAGCUGGCCACACGAGGGGUGAAGCACCUGAACUUCUACGACGUAGUGCUAGACUUCAUCCUGAUAGAUUCAUUUGAGGAUCUGGAGAAUCCGCCCAUCUCCAUCCAGAAUGUGAUCAACAACCGCUGGCUCAACAGCUCCUUCAAGGAAACGGCGGUGGCAUCAAGCUGUUGGUCAGUGCUGAAGCAGAAGAGACAGCAUAUGAAGGUGCCUGAUGGCUUCAUUUCCCAUUUCUACACCGUGUGUGAACAGAUCAGCCCUGUUCUGGCCUGGGGCUUCCUGGGGCCCAAAAGCACCCUGCAUGACUUCUGCUGCUUUUUCAAGGAUCAGGUGCUGUACUUCCUGAAGGACAUUUUUGACGUAGACAAGGUGCGCUACACCUCAGCAGACAGUCUGGCAGAGGAUAUGCUCCACCUGCUGCACCGGCGCUCUGAACUGCUGCUGGCCUACCUGGGAGCAGGCUCCCUGCGGCACCUCAAGAGCUGCAGUUCUCCCCAGGUCCAGCUGGUGGCCAGCAGCCUGCUGGAGGCACGAGUGCAGUGAGGUCAUCAAACACUACCCACACACAAAUCUCUGCAUUUACUUAGUUCAUGCCAACGGUCGGACCAAAUGAAACUCUGUAGUUGUGUGUGCAUCCUUCCAGGUUAAAGCUGACACCUAUUGAGUAAUACACACACUAUUUUCACAUAUCCCAUCAUACCCUGUGCUCUCAUUACCAAGGAGCCAUAUAAACGCUAUCAGCCGUUUUACCUUCA